UAGUGUGUCGCGUGUGUGUGUUCAGACGCACGAGCGGAGGAUUUCCUUCUUUCCCACAACUUACUUUGACUUACUUUUGAUCGUUCUGAAGACAGAAGAAGAGUCGCAGUGCAGUCGGCGAGUGACUUUGAUGUGUACGCGUUUAGAUGUUUUGUCAAAACAUUUUUUUUGCACGGAAAAAAAGAAAAGUAUCUUUCUGCAUGGGACCAGCGCGCGAGCCUCACUGCUGAGAGCGCGCGUGCACGAGAAAAAAAUACAACAGCAACAAACAAACAAGAAAAUUCCGACAACGGACUUUUGCGACGUUUUUACCUUACCGCUUUUUUAAUUAGCGCGCGCGCAGAUAUUUAGCGCACAGAUUGUGCUUUUUUUCUUUUUGCAUUUGUUGUUUUUCUGCACGCUCCGUGCGCACGAGGAUCUCUUCCCCCUAAGUUUCUACGCAUUUUUUUCGUAUGAAUCUCCUCGACCCCUACGUGAAGAUGACCGACGACCGGGACAAGUGUCUCCGCGACGCCCCGAGCCCCGGUAUGGAUUCCGAGGACUCCGGCGCCGCCUCCCCGUGCCCGUCCGGUUCGGGCUCGGACACGGAAAACACGCGGCCAACCGACAUCCACGACGAUUUUAAGAAGGACGAUGAGGAAAAGUUCCCCGUCUGCAUCCGGGACGCAGUGUCGCAGGUGCUGAAGGGCUACGACUGGACGCUCGUGCCCAUGCCGGUGCGCGUUAACGGCUCGAGCAAGAACAAGCCGCACGUGAAGAGACCGAUGAACGCGUUUAUGGUGUGGGCGCAGGCGGCGCGGAGGAAGCUUGCGGACCAGUACCCGCAUCUGCACAACGCGGAGCUCAGCAAGACCCUGGGAAAACUGUGGAGGCUGCUGAACGAAGGUGAGAAGCGCCCGUUCGUGGAGGAGGCCGAGCGACUGAGGGUUCAGCACAAGAAGGACCAUCCCGACUACAAGUACCAGCCGAGGAGGAGGAAGUCGGUGAAGAACGGCCAGUCGGAGUCGGAGGACGGCGAGCAGACCCACAUCUCGCCCAACGCCAUCUUCAAAGCCCUGCAGCAAGCCGACUCGCCCGCCUCCAGCAUGGGCGAAGUGCACUCCCCCUCAGACCACUCAGGUCAAUCCCAAGGUCCUCCAACGCCACCGACAACCCCUAAAACAGACCUUCCCGGCAGCAAACCAGACCUAAAGCGCGAGGGACGCCCCCUGCAGGAUGGUGCCGGUCGCCAGCUCAACAUCGACUUCAGGGACGUGGACAUUGGUGAGCUGAGCAGCGACGUCAUCUCCAACAUCGAGACCAUCGACGUCAACGAGUUCGACCAGUACCUGCCGCCGCACGGUCAUCCGGGGCUUCCCGCCAACGCUCAAGCCUACUCAGCCAGCUACGGUCUGUCCCUCUCAGCUGGUUGGAUGUCCAAGCAGCAUCAGCAACAACAUCAGCAGCAGCAGCCACAGCAGCCGCCACAGUCGCAAUCGCAGCCACAGCAGCCACCACAGCACUCCCUGACCACGCUGACCCCGGCAGACCAGAGCCAGUCCCAACAACGCCCGACACAGAUCAAGACAGAGCAGCUGAGCCCCAGCCACUACAGCGACCAAGGCCAGGGUUCUCCUCAACACGUAGCGUACGGUUCCUUCAACCUGCAGCACUUCAGCACCUCGUCCUACCCGUCGGUCGCACGCACCCAGUACGACUACGCCGACCACCACAGCAACUCGUACUACAGCCACGCCGCCGGCCAAGGCUCCGGCCUCUACUCCACCUUCAGCUACAUGAGUCCGGGAGCACAGAGGCCCAUGUACACCCCGAUCGCCGACACCACCGGCGUACCGUCCGUGCCUCAGACCCACAGUCCCCAACACUGGGAGCAGCAACCCGUCUACACCCAGUUGUCUCGACCUUAAAAAACGAACGUUAAAAACAAAACACGCCGAUCGAACAGAUCAAACGGACUGGAAAAAGUUUCUAUCGCCACUUUUGUUCAUCGCUACCAGAGACUCCGGACUCAAGACUUUUAGUAGCCUUUAGACGCCUUGGAAGGUUCCUUCUUCGGUUCCUUCCCUGCACAAGCCAACGCAACUCAACAGAACUCAAUACAACUCAAUAGAACUCAACACAACUCAACACAGCUCAAUAGAACACAACUCUACACAGUGCAAACAAGAAGCGGAAAUCAUUUAAGCAAGCAAGCAGAGCGAGGUGCAGGACUUUGACUUUUUAACAUUUUUUUUUUCUUUCGUUCGUUCUUUUGUUCUUUUGUUUCAUUUUGUUUUUUCCUUCUUAGAAGAAAGAUAUCGGAAAUGGCUCCCGACAGUGCCUUUUUUUAAGCAGAAAAAGUUCGAAGCGCUCGAGUUGCGAUUAUAUUUUUCUAGUUCUGAUGAAAAAGAUUGAAAACUCGCUCGAAUGAGAGGAAUCCUCUGUGAGGACAUAUCUGUUAUAAAUAUUUUAGUAUGUACUGUGUAUGUAUUAUAUCUUUCUUUAUUUCUCACUCUCUCUAUCGCUCAGUCUCUUUUCGUCGUUAUCGUUAUUGUCGUCAUUGUCCACAUUGUCUUUGUUUUCAGGUCAGGUUUACGCUCUUCUUCUUCUUUUACUUCUUCUUUUUCUUUUUCUGGGGAAUUUGUACAAAAUUUGUUUAUACAAAAGAGGAUGCCAUAAUAAGGUGGGGUUCCCCUGUUGUGUCCCUCCUCGAUUGUCCCCUUAAUUCACGUUUUAACUAAACUAAAACAACAAUGCCUUCUCUAACACGUCCCUUUUUUUAAUUUCUGUACAUAUACUGUAUUUUAACGCCAUUUCUUCUGUGUUUUAGAAUCAGGCAGAGUUUAUCUGAUUUGCGGUGCCUAGUGUAAGCUACUUCUCAGUGAUGCUAAUGCUAAUGCUAAAGCAGCGUCCUCAAAAAUGGAUCAGCCAUAGCCAGAAUAAGAUUUAACGAAGAUUUUAACAAUGAUUUUAAUGAACAUCCUGCCUUUGUGCCGUCAGUGCCUGGUGCCAGCGUAGAGAUCUGUAGUGCCUCAACUCACCUAGUGCCAUCACUUACCUCUAUCUCUCUCUAUCUGUCUAUCUCUCUUAAUCUGUCCACGUCUGAAGAGUCCUAAGACUUUUGGACGCUCCCUGUUGGAUAAAUUAUCAUUCCCUCAGACCCUGUUAAGUUUUUACUAUUUUUUCUUUUUUAACCUCGUUAAUUUAUUCAUUAGUAUUAAUUUUAUUUUAAAAAUAAUAAUUUUCAUUUUUGUUAUUUACUUAAUUUGCCUCAUUAUUACAUCUAAUUUGAUUUUUUUUUUUUGGAGAGAUUCCAGUCAAAUUGUGUCAAGUGGUACAAACUUUACAACUUUACUUUAACCAUCUUGGGUUAUUUAUCAUCAUUCGUUGUUGUAAAUGUUUCCAUUUAUUAUAAUUAUUGUUUUUUUUAUUAUUAUUUCGCAUCUCUUUUGAUUAUCUAGUUGUGUACAGAUUUCUUACAAAUGUGAUUGAAAAAAAACUUGAUCACAUUAAAAAAAAAAAAAACAGAUACAACUGGAUUUUUUUUGUUUUUUUUAUAAUUAUUAUUAUUAUUUUCUCUUUUAAUUUUAACAAAUAAUGAAUAAAAUUGAUUUUACUGGAGGCCGUGGCCAUAUUGCCAUAUUGUAAAGACUUUUCCUCUUUACUGAAUCACCAGCGUACCUUUAAAACAUGUUCUGUUCUUUAUUCAUUCCUGCAUAUGUUAGAUCUCAUCGACAUCCUUUAAUGCAAAUGAAUCUUUGUAAAAAAAAACACGCCAUUGUCUUAAGAGAAGCUUAUCUUUUGUAUCAUACUGUUUGCAAUAAAAGUGAAAAAUGGUACAGAAAAUAUAAAACAAACGUCUGAUCUGGUUUUAUUUGGUGAGAAAAGUGCACACGUUAUGUUUAAAGUAGAAAUGUUGGUUAUCUCUACUUUUUCACACAGUUAUCUGAACUUUCUGCUCCUUACAUUUUAUACUCCUAUUUAAUUUCAGCUGGUUUUCGUUCAAUAAAACCCCUAUCCAGAUAAAUCUCUCCAUCCAGAUAGAGUGAAUUUGAUUGUGAUUGGAUGUAGAGAAGUAUAAACAUAUACCAUUCCAACUCCCUAUUGGUUUAUACUGUGAUCCAUCACACCUGCACACGCCCCGCCCCCCCAAAACAAACUCUAGUCCAACUAAGCUUCUUUAAUAUAUUUACAUUCUACUAAAUAAAAUACAUUCAUUUUUAAUAAGCAUAUAUGCAUCUGAAACACUAGAGAGGAGCCUAGUGCAAAAUCCCAAAUUAUAUUAUAUUAUUAAUAUUAACAUUUUAAUAUUUUAACAUUAUAGUCAUUAUGGCUUUUAGUAAAAUGUGUUUUGGGGAGGGGCUUAGUGCACUAUAGGACUCUGUGGGCAUGGCUUAAGCUUUUGUUCUUAAUAGCUUUAUUUUUCCCCAUUUUUUUCAUGCAUCUUAGCAUCAUGUUCUCCUCCACCAGUCUUGCACACUGCUUUUGGAUAACUUUAUGCUGCUUUACUCCUGGUGCAAAAAUGCAUCAGCUUGUGAUCAUCCAUCUUUCUUUUGAUUAUAUUCCAGAGGUUUGUAAUCAUUUAUUAAUUCAUAAUUCUUCUUUUUUUUACCAGAGCUGCAAACUUAAAUAGUUUGUAUUAAAAAUAUUUGUAUUAAA
Molecule: messenger RNA, 4638 nt
Organism: Astyanax mexicanus (Mexican tetra)
Lineage: Eukaryota; Metazoa; Chordata; Actinopteri; Characiformes; Acestrorhamphidae
Product: transcription factor Sox-9
Exons: 3
Coding region: 453-1907 (484 amino acids)
Biological process (GO): positive regulation of chondrocyte differentiation; oligodendrocyte differentiation; negative regulation of transcription by RNA polymerase II
Cellular component (GO): nucleus
Molecular function (GO): DNA-binding transcription factor activity, RNA polymerase II-specific; RNA polymerase II cis-regulatory region sequence-specific DNA binding
Source: RefSeq, a predicted model, not a curated record